GAGUUAAUGUUCCCAUUGCAAUAUUGGGUGCUGAGAUUGAUGAUUAUUCUCCGCCGGCUCUCUUGAAACGGUUCGAGGCAAUCUUAAUUGCCAAACCUGAGGUUGAUAGCCAUGUGGAGAUAUUCCCCAACGUUAAACAUGGUUGGACCUUGAGGUACAACGUUAACGAUGAAGCAGCUGUAAAUUCUGCAGAGGAAGCCCAUAGGAAGAUGUUGGAGUGGUUCUCUAAGUAUGUCAAUUAGUGACGUUCAAAUUUUCUAGCAAGAAAAAUAAAACCGAAUUCAAGCUAGAUGGAUCUUAUUUUGAUAAAUUGCCCAAUAUUUCUGUCUUGUAUGGUUCGGAGAAUUGCACUUUGAAUUAUUGGUAGUGUUUUU
This is a messenger RNA of Morus notabilis, 374 nucleotides long. Its product is annotated as carboxymethylenebutenolidase homolog. NCBI's taxonomy places the organism in Eukaryota, Viridiplantae, Streptophyta, Magnoliopsida, Rosales, Moraceae. The annotation marks the transcript as partial. Gene Ontology annotation, molecular function: hydrolase activity. The record is from RefSeq and is a predicted model, not a curated record. The transcript has 2 exons.